Molecule: messenger RNA, 839 nt
Organism: Chelonoidis abingdonii (Abingdon island giant tortoise)
Lineage: Eukaryota; Metazoa; Chordata; Testudines; Testudinidae
Source: RefSeq, a predicted model, not a curated record
CUUUGCUGCAGUAUAAUAAUAUUGGGCAGUGCCACAAAUAAAGCAGCAAGAUGAUUUUAGAAAUGCAUUUGAUCUGGCUGCUCUUUUCCGUGUUUGAAGAAUCCAGCGGGCAGAUUGUUAUCACUCAGACACCUGCUUCUGUGACGGUGCUUCCAGGAGAGACGGUCAGCAUUCAGUGCAAGGCAUCCAGCUCCAUGAGUAACGAUAUGAGCUUAUAUCUGUUUAAAUCAGGACAAAAUCCCAAGCUCCUCAUUUAUGAUGUAACCAGCCAGCAAACUGGGGUCUCCGAUCGAUUCAGUGGUAGAUACAGCGGCACUGACUUCACAUUCACCAUUACUGGGGUGCAGGUGGAAGAUGCAGGAGAAUACUAUUGUGGACAAGACUACAGCACUCCUCUCACAGUGAUACAGUUCAAUACAAAAACCUGUUCAGAGCCCCAGCAAACACACAGCAAAGCAGAAGGAAGUGGAGGUGGCUGUUUCUAUGCCAGAUAUAACAAAUUAUUUGGAUUCUACCAGAACCCCUUGCUAAGGCUCCAGUGGGCAGAUUGUGAUGACCCAGUCACCAGAAUCCCUGAAGUGACUCCAGGAGACAAAAACACUAUAAACUGCAAAGCCAGUUCUGUCCCUCUCACCUAUGUAGCCUGGUACCAGCAAAAAUCAGGACAACCACCUAAGUUUCUUAUUUAUGCUGUUUACACUUGUCCCUCUGGGGUUCCAGAACGGUUCAGUGGUGGUCGAUCCAGGAACGAUUUCAUUCUCACAGUCAACGGGGUUGACGUUGAUGAUACUGGAGAUUAUUAUUGUGAGCAAAGCAGGAACUUCCAGUCCUCACAGUGA